CUAGAUGCACUUGAGCGCAGCCGGGUGAAACUCGCUUGUUGCCGGGCGCAUCCCAAGAGUACCUACGUUCCUUCAAGGCAAUCUCCAGUACAGAAGAAAUCAGGAGAUUUUCUGUAUUUUUUUUUUUACUUUACAGCUGGCAGGAAAAAAGGCAUCGAUUCAUCUGAAUUCAACGAGAUAACUUCGAUUAUUUUUUUUCCCUUUUCAUGGAUGUUUUCCUCGGUUCGUAUAUUAAAAUGAGAUCCAUGGACAUCUUCAUUUCCUAAAAACUGCAGCUGCACUUUGAUCUAAUGAGACUGUAAAGAGGCACUGCGGCUCCGGGACCUCAGGCAAACCGCUGCUGUUAAUCUUCUGCAUUUGCUUUGUUUCCAGUGUGUUUCAAACGAUACUGAAGUAUCGCUCUUUUGCGCCCAGAACAGUCCGACUGUGCCUGAAGGUUAUAUGUUUACUAAAAUGGAGCAGCCGUUUUACCAUGACGAGUCGUUUAUCUCGGCUUACAGCCACUCUGACACUUCCUUGCACGACUUCAAGGUCCAUAAGCAGCAUAUGGGUCUGAAUUCGGCCGAACCGUAUCGGAACCUCAAGUCCCAGCUGAGAGUCGAGACCGACUUCUACCAGGCGGCCAGUCAAGACGUGGGCUCGCUGAAGCUCGCUUCUCCCGAGCUGGAGCGGCUGAUCAUCCAGAACAGCAACGGCGUUAUUACCACCACGCCCACCCCUGGCCAGUACUUCUACAACCGGGGCAUCACGGAGGAGCAGGAGGGCUUCGCGGACGGUUUCGUCAAAGCUCUGGACGAGCUGCACAAGAUGAACCACAUGCCCCCGCCCAACGUGUCCAUUGGAGCCGGCGGCGUGACGACGUGCACGGCCGCGGCCCCCGUCUUCGGCUCCUCCCUGCAGCCCGAGCCGCCGGUUUACACGACGCUCAACGCGUACUCGUCCAGCACUAACCUCACGUCCGCAUCCGGCUACCCGACAGCCACCAUCAGCUACCUGCCGCCGCAGCAGCAGCAACAGCACCAGCAGCAGCAGCAGCAGCAACCGAGCGCCACGACGCACGCGUCGCACCACUUCCAGCACGCGCUGGCCGGCGCCGGACUGCACGCGCAGCGGCUCGUCGCCCUCAAAGAAGAGCCGCAGACGGUGCCCGACAUGCACAACAGCGACAGCUCUCCGCCCCUGUCGCCCAUCGACAUGGAGGAUCAGGAGCGCAUCAAGGCGGAGCGCAAGAGGCAGAGGAACCGCCUGGCGGCCACCAAGUGUCGGCGGCGCAAGCUGGAGCGCAUCGCGCGCCUCGAGGACAAAGUGAAGGUGCUCAAGUCGGACAAUGCGGGUCUUUCGAGCACCGCGUCGGUGCUGCGCGAGCAGGUGGCUCAGCUCAAACAGAAAGUCAUGACACACGUGAGCAGCGGCUGUCAGCUCAUGUUAACCAGCAAGAUGGAGUCCUUUUAAACGGCGGGAACGUGCGAAUGAACUUUAAAGUGUAAACACUGGAAGAUUGCUUUAAAUGUAUAUUGUUUUGUGUGUGUGUGUGUGUGUGUGUGUGUG
Scleropages formosus (Asian bonytongue) is the source of this 1548-nucleotide messenger RNA. Its product is annotated as transcription factor jun-B-like. The transcript has a single exon. Gene Ontology annotation, cellular component: transcription regulator complex. Gene Ontology annotation, molecular function: DNA-binding transcription factor activity, RNA polymerase II-specific; transcription factor binding; RNA polymerase II cis-regulatory region sequence-specific DNA binding. Lineage: Eukaryota; Metazoa; Chordata; Actinopteri; Osteoglossiformes; Osteoglossidae. The record is from RefSeq and is a predicted model, not a curated record. Bases 442 to 1452 code for a protein of 336 amino acids. Gene Ontology annotation, biological process: regulation of transcription by RNA polymerase II; regulation of cell population proliferation; regulation of cell cycle.